This is a messenger RNA of Penicillium salamii, 14988 nucleotides long. NCBI's taxonomy places the organism in Eukaryota, Fungi, Ascomycota, Eurotiomycetes, Eurotiales, Aspergillaceae. The record is from the annotation of a GenBank genome assembly.
AUGGAUCGGUUCACACAGUUCCCGGCCGUCAAUGACGACGGCGAGGACGUCCAUGUCAUUCCUUGGAACCUCGACCACCAACUCCCAUCCGAGGUCUUGGCCUUGUCAUGGGCAGUCUUGCUACGUGCAUUCACAACCGAUGAAAACCCGGUCUUUUUGUUGAACGGGGCUCCCGUCAAAGCAGAUCUAUCAACCCAAACAGUUCAACCAGCUGAUUUGGCAUCCGUGGCGGAUCUCUCCGUCAAACACACGGCCGUGGUGCUGGGAGAUCCGUUGUUCGACGAUGGCAGACAUGCCCCCGCCCUUCGGUGGACAGUGGACCCCACCUCGCAAUCGGGAGCCUUGUGUGCGACCGGAGGCAUGGAUGCUCCAUUUUUGUACCAGCUGGGAAAACAGUUGAAGCAGAUCGUCCAGGAGCAGGCAGCUCUCAAGGAUAUCAAGAUAGAGCUGUCUGACGUGGAGGUCCCGACUUUGGCGAUUGCCAACCCAGAACCUGCGAUACUGCCUGGCCCGGGGCUGCUUCAUGACUUGGCCCUGCGCGGGUUCAAUGAUUCAAACCACGCAAUUGAGUUUCUCGCGGCGGAUGGAGACGUGCUCUGCCUGUCAUACCAUGAUUUGGAUCGACUCUCCUCGAAGCUCGCGAGUGAAAUAGCUCGUGCUUCGACAGAUGCGGGUCAGAGGGUCGUGCCGGUGCUUCUUCCGCAGUCGGUGGAACUCUACAUCGCCUGGUUGGCAAUUCUCAAAUCUGGCGCUGCAUUCUGUCCUUUGAAUACCGAUGCUCCGACAGACCGGAUCGAGUUUAUUCUGCAAGAUGUGGCUGCUUCGGUGGUGAUUACCAACGGGGCACUUGCCUCGAGGAUACCACCCAAGGACCACAUCUCUAUUCUUACUGUUGACGACCUUCAAACCGACAAAACCCCCAUAGAGCCGUUCUCUAUCGAUCACACCCCCCAUUUGGCCUAUGUGAUGUACACAUCUGGAUCGACCGGCCGCCCCAAAGGCGUCGGAGUAUCCCACCUUGCUGCCACCCAAUCACUCCUUGCUCAUGACGAUUUGAUACCCCAAUUCAAGCGAUUUUUGCAAUUUGCAUCCCCAACCUUUGAUGUUUCUGUAUUUGAAGUCUUUUUCCCAAUGAUGCGAGGAGCCACUCUGAUCGGUUCCGAGCGAGAGAACAUGCUCCUUGAUAUUUCACAUGUGAUGACUACAAUGAAAGUCGAUGCUGCAGAGUUGACCCCCACGGUAGCAGGCGAGCUACUACGCACGCGGGCUGCAGCACCCUCUCUCCGUGUCCUUCUGACAAUCGGUGAGAUGCUCACUAGGCACGUGGUGGAUGAAUUCGGGCAGUCUGAAUCCGGGGUCGGCAUUCUGCACGGCAUGUACGGACCUACUGAGGCUGCAAUCCACUGCACAGCAGCCACUCAUUUCAAAUCAAAAGACCGUGUCAACAUGAUCGGAACGGCCUUCACUACGGUCUCGGCCUACAUAAUGUCCCUCCCUGACGAGUCAAAUGAGCUCCGCACCCUUUCCUUGGGUCAGAUUGGAGAACUUGUCGUGGGUGGUCCUCAGUUGGCGGAUGGGUAUAUCAAUCGCCCGGAAGAGAACGCCAAGGCUUUCAUCGAUAGCCCGUUGUACGGUCGACUCUACCGAACAGGCGAUAAAGCUCGCAUGCUGCCUUCAGGCGAGAUUGAAUGCUUUGGCCGCAUCUCCAGUGGCCAAGUCAAGCUCCGCGGCCAGCGGAUCGAGCUCGGUGAGAUCGAGCACGUUAUCACCCGGGCCUCGGGUGUUCGCAGUGCCGUGACGCUUGUCAUUGAUGGAAAUCUUGUCGCUUUUGUGCUUGUUACAGACAAAGGUGUCACAGAUAGCAGUUUACGUGACGUCUGUCGUCAGCUGCUACCUCGUUUUAUGAUUCCUGGCGAGUUUGUGCUCGUCGACCAAUUCCCUCAAUUACCUUCUGGCAAGAUCGAUCGCAAGACUCUAGAGGCCGAUUUCAUUCAACACCGAAAUAACGCGCAGUCUGUGCACCUCGAGUCUCGCGAUGACAAAGAAGAAGCUAUUGUCUUGUGCGUGGCCGAUGUGCUUGGCCGUCGACUGGCACCUACAGAGAGUCUGGCUGCUGCUGGUCUUGACUCGUUGGCCGCGAUCCGUCUGGCAUCUCAUCUCUUGGAUGCGGGGAUUCGUCUUGGAGUUGCAGCCUUAAUAGAAGCCGAUUCAAUCGAUGGAAUCUGGCAGCUCGCUAGCUUGGAAACCGAUGAUUUGACUGGCGACGCGCAAGCCGCUUUACAGGCCAUCUCGGAGUUGGUUGCAGAUGCGGGCGUGGCACGGCUUGAGACCUUGAACCUGGGUCCGGUCUCAGAGCUUGUGCCCUGUAGUCAUAUCCAGCAGGCUAUGCUCUUGGAGACUGUCAGACAUGACAGGGCUUAUUGCAAUUGGAUCGAGCUGGAGUUUGAUUCAACCACUCCAACGGAGUUGAAAUUUGCAUUUUCCCACCUCCUGGAGCAUAACGAGAUCCUGCGAUCUGGGUUUGUGGAAAUUGGUCUAAAGGAUCACUCCUACGGUCGCUUCACUUGGUCCAACCUUGAGACACAGGUGUUCCAAGUAGAUGCAUUGGAAUAUGAUGUUUCUAUGACUGUGGGUCACGAUAUCUUGAAUCCAUUCAAAGUUCAGAUCAAGGAGGAGACCAACAGUGUCCGCGCCCUCGUUCACAUCCACCAUUCUUUAUAUGAUGGGUGGUCGUGGCAGAUUAUGCUACAAGACCUCCGUGACAUCUUGUCCGGAGAACAGCCGUCAUCCAGACCAUCCUACGCCGUUGUCACGAAUUUCUUCAUCGAGCAGAAUCUCAGCAAAUCAUCUACAGACUCUACAUCCUAUUGGCACGACCAACUCCAAGGCCUAACGCCGACAUCAUUCCCAACCUUCCACGGUAGUACCGUCAAACCCAAGACCUCCAACACAACUCGCAUUCUUCAAACACCCAUUUCAAGACUCGGCGACGUAAGCCAUGAUCUCCGAGUCAGCCGCCAAACAAUCUUCCAAGCGGCCUUCACAUACAUCCUGUCUACCUAUCUCGGAACUAGCGACAUUACCUUUGGAACUGUGUUCUCAGGCCGAACACUACCACUGAAAGGGAUCGAAACGAUCCUCGGUCCAUGUAUCAGAACUCUCCCCACACGCAUGGACAUUGCGAAAAUGCAGAACGUCUCCGAUCUUCUCCUGGCUAUCCAGAAUAUGAACCACAAGUCUCUCGAGCAUGGAAGCCUGCCUCUCCAAGAUAUCAAGAAAGCCUCUGGCAUUGAUCUGGCCCGGGAUCUUUUUGACACGGCACUCGUGUGGCAAGAGAGUAUCUGGGCCCACGAGCAUGCUGGGUUUAGAGAGGUCGAUGCCGGUGAAUUCCUGGAGUUCGCUCUGCUACUUGAGUUCGAACCAAGGGAGAAGCACAUCUUCGCUCGGGCGACUUUCCAGCAUUCAAUCUUGUCGUCUGAACAGGCGGACUUGCUGCUCGCACAGAUUGAUGCUGUGGCCCAGAUUUUGAUCGAGCGAGUUGAUCUCUCUAUCGCAGAGCUUCGGUCGCAUCUUCCUCGUGAAACUUUGUCUUACCAUGCUGCUCCUGCUGUUCAAUGCCAGUGGUCAUUAGCUUCGGGUGUUGAGAUUUUCGCUUCUACGGAUCCCCAUCGGAUAGCAGCUGAGGAGAUCAGUUGGAAAGAGACAACUCCAUGUGUUGAGCGCAUCACAUAUGGACAACUGAACUCCCGGGCUAAUAGCCUUGCACACUUGUUGCUCCAUGUCGGAGUUUCCAAGAGCGAUCUUAUCCCCAUUCUCCUCACCUCGUCAAUUGACUUCUACGUUUCUGUGCUUGGGAUUGUCAAGGCUGGUGCAGCUGUUUUGAUUCUCCCCCAGGGAUCUGACGACAUUCACUCUUUGUUCACCAAGGCGAAACCCAAAUUCUGCAUCGUCGAUUCUUUGGCAGAGAAGAGCCACCGACUCCCUCCUUUGAAGCUUGUUCAACGGAUCCACUUGUCAUAUUCACUCGAUGUCUACCAUGACCUCAACAUCCCAUAUAAUAACAAGGGGUCCCACAUUGCCUAUGCCGUUGUGGAAGCCAGGCACACGAAUACAGUUCUUUUCUCGCGGCAAAGCCUACAGAGCAACAUCAACGCACUUUCAAUUCAAUACCCGACGCCGACGGGCUCAAAGAUCUUCUCAUCACACCCUCAAUCAAUUCCCGAGAUAUUCCUCACUUGGCAAAAUGGAGCUACACUGUGUUCUGUUUCGGGCGCCGGAACGAUAGAUAACCUCCAGCAAGCUUGUCAAGAGCUAAGCAUCACGCACCUCCAUCUAACACCCACCCUAGCCUCUCACAUCAACCCCAAAGACGUCCCGACAGUGCAAUAUCUCCUCACAUCGGGCGAACAAUUGAAUUACCGAGUCCAUCGCAAUUGGGCUGGAAGGGGCUUGUACCAAGCCUAUAGCUCGCAAGAGCUCGCUGGCCCAGGCACCAUUUUGCAAAUUGGAAAAUCGACCUCCAUUCGGAACGUCGGCCGACCGCUUGGUGACACUUUUGUCGUGGUUUUGGAUACCUCCUUAUCUCUACUUCCCCGUGGUGCUGUUGGUGAACUUUGCUUUGGCGGUGAUCAUAUUGGCAGGUAUCUUCCUGGCUCGGAGAUCCCAGCCGAGCGAUUCGUCGAUCAUGCUGAGUAUGGUCAUAUCUGUCGCACUGGUGACUAUGGCAGAUUGCUUGCUGAUGGUACGAUUGUUCUUGAGCGAGAUUCUGGUCUUAGAGGCAUUGAUCUUGAUGCCGUUGAUCGUGUACUUUCGUCCUUGGAAGGAGUUCACGAUUUUGCCAGUCUGGUUUUUGAUUCAAAAUCAGGUCAAGACCUUGCUGUGGUCUGGGUUCCUGCUAGCAGGCCUGCCGACUCGGAAUUCGAACAGGUCACGAAGGACUUGUUUGCUGAACUCAUGAAGAAUUUGCCCCUUUCUUCUGUUCCUUCUCUCCUGGUUCCUGUGGACCAUAUUGAUAUCACCUCGUCUUACAAGGUUGAUUAUACAAUGUUGAAGGAACGACUAUGCAGACUCAGUGACCAGGAACGAGCUACUUUCUCGCUGAGGCUCAGCACUAGUGAGAAAGAUGAUGAACUCACUGAUGUGGAACGGAUUGUCAUCGCAGCUUUAUCGACAAUCACUGGUACUGACCAGAACCACAUUGGCAAACACACAUCCUUCUACAAACUGGGCUUGGACUCACUAUCUGCUAUCUCCUUCUCCCGAAAGCUACAGGAGUCCGGCUGUGGCAGACUUGCAGUGUCAACAAUCUUGCGUCACAGCUCAGUUUUCCAACUUGCUUCUGUCAUUCCUCCAAUCGCCAACGAGAACGGACACGACAUUGCACCUGUUGAAACUGAGUCUCGUGAGCCUGCCGUGUCUUUUGACAGGGAUUUCAUUCACCAGGUAGAAUGCGACUUCAAAGCCCAAGACAUCUCCGUCCAGGACGUCUAUCCUUGUACACCCUUGCAAGAAGCGAUGCUUGCGGCAGAGUCUGGUGGACAGUCUGCUUAUUUCAAUCAUCUUUUGCUUCUUGUGCACAGUGAUGCUGAGGCUAUGAGGCUUGCGUGGUCUCAUAUGAUGCAACGACACGGCAUUCUGAGAACUUGUUUCAUGCAAACUAAUGACAAGCGAUUCGCGUAUGCUCAGGUUGUCUUGGACACUUCUGUCUUACCUUGGAAUCAAGUCGAAGCCGCCUCAAAUGAGUUUGAUGAAUUAGUUAAGGAGAAGAAGUCAGAGUUCGAGGGGAUUUCACCGGUCAAUGGCCAGUUGCCAUACUCCCUGACCCUGAUCACUGAUUCUGCGGCACACAAAACCCAUCUCUUGUUAUCUAUUCAUCACGCCCUUUACGACGGAGAGGGUAUAUCCCAGCUUUUGCAUGAGCUGCAGCUGUCACUUUCGGGCAGUGAUUUACCAACAACCACGCCCUUCCAUCAGUUCAUUGACUACAUGACCUCGGUGGAUGACAGCGGGUCCGACAAAUACUGGAAGCAAUACCUCACUGGUGUCUCGCCAACUCUCCUUCCUACAGCCAACGCAGCCAACUACGCCUCACAGCAAAUCCACACUUCCCUGAAAGCCUCUUUCGGAUCAUUCAAACAGCAAUGCAAAGACCUCUCUGUCAGUCCCUUGAACGUGUUCCACGCUGCAUGGGCCAGACUUCUCUCACUAUACACUGAGUCCCCAGACGUCUGCUUCGGCAAUGUAUUCAGCUGCCGAACAAUCCCACUAGACGGCGCAGAUCAGAUCGUUGGCCCUUGCUUCAAUACACUCCCGAUCCGAAUCAAAUUCUCUUCAACGGCAACGAACCACGAUCUGCUGAAGUCAUCUCAAAAAGGCAACAGCGACAUCUUACCUCACCAACUCACUUCCCUGAGACGCAUUCAACGCAUUGUCGGAGCUGGCACGAGACUCUUCGACACACUUCUUAUUCUCCAAAACAGAGACACAGGCCUUGAUGCGAGUAUCUGGGAAUUGCUUCAAGACGAAGGAAACAUGGGAUUCCCUCUGAUCUGUGAGAUUGUACCAGAUGACGCAGCAAACACCGUCCAGAUCUGUAUGCAUUUCCAGGAAUCGCAUAUUUCACAUGUCGCCGCUGAGAGUGUUGCGCGGGACUUUGUUACUCUCGUUGAACAUAUCUCUCAAUACCCCUCUGCGCAAGCUUCUGACAAGACACUUCUGGGGACGCAGAUUCCUGGUGUAUUUGAGCAGGUGGCGAGCAAAGCUGUGAGUUUCCGAACUACGAAAUCACUUCAGACUCGACCUUGGUCAUACCAGGAAGAGGCUGUUCGUGAUAUUCUGUGCAAAUUCUCCGAUGUCCAGCCAGAAGAUGUAUCCCAAGACACGACAAUUUUCCAGCUCGGACUAGACAGUAUCAACGCUGUUCAAAUUUCGGCAAAGCUCCGUGGACUGGGGUACAAGAUCUCCUCUGGGGAUAUUCUUGAGGCAGCUUCCAUUGACCAGAUUGCAUCUCUUCUCAACUCCCUAGAUAAGUUGGACGAGAAAGUGGUUUAUGAUUUUGAAUCUUUCCAAAAUCAACAUCUGCAACUCAUUUGUGAGCAGCUUGGAGUCUCUGGUGUACAAUCUCUCUACCCCUGCACGCCUUUGCAAAACGGCAUGUUGGCUGCAUUCACCCAUUCCAAUGGUGAUGUUUACUUCAAUCGUAUGGCCUUGAAAUUUUCGACCUCCCUGAACUCCACGCGCUUGAAAGAGGCGUGGUCGGAAGUCGUGGCUCAACAUGAGAUGCUUCGAACGGGCUUUGUUCAGCUACGCGAUCAACAACAUCCUUUCGCUAUGCUCACUUAUGACACCAUCGAGCUGCCCUGGUAUGAGAAUUCUGUUGGAUCUCCUGUCCAAGAAAAAACUAUCCUGGAAAACCUUCACCAGCCACCUUGGAGUAUUGAGGUCGACGCCGGUGAAGAGACCAGCGUCUUGUAUUUCUCUGCUUUACAUGCCAUCUACGACGCUCAAUCUCUGUCCGCCAUAUUCGCAGACGUGAAAGCAAAAUACGAGGGAAAACCCCUUGCUCCCCGGCCUCCGAUAACAGAAACCCUCGGCCCCAUCCUCAUUGAAAGCAAGAGCCAGAGUGAAUCAGCCAACUUCUGGAAAGAUCUUGCCCCAGAAGUCCACCCUUCCAAGUUCCCCGAUCUGCACCCCACCCGCACAGACGACCGUACACUUCUCAGCCAUUCUAUUCGCUGCUCACAGUCCCGCAAGUCCCUCGAAGACGAAUGUCGCAACCUUGGUGUCACCUUGCAAGCAGCUGCCCAGACCGCAUGGGCCCGUUUGCUUUCUGCGUAUACUGGAGAGUCAAGUGUGACUUUUGGAACUGUCCUUUCCGGCAGAAAUCUCUCCACUGCAGCCCAAGAUGCCGUAUUCCCUUGUUUGGUUACUGUGCCGACACCUCUGCGGGUCGAGGGUGCCAAUCGAGAGCUUUUGGAUCGCACACUGAAAAGAAAUGCUUUCCUUGUGAAGAAUCAGUUCUCACCGCUUGCUAAUAUCCAGCGCUGGUUGGGCAGUGAUGGGCCGCUCUUCGAUACGCUCUUCGUGUACCAGAAAUUUGCUUCCGAUACCACCGGCUGGGAUGUCGUUGACGAGAAGACAAAGAUUGAUUAUCCCAUCUCCAUUGAGUUGAUCCCUCACUCGACCGAUCUUCAAAUCUCACUGAGCUUCCGAAGCGAUGUCGUCCCUGUAGAGCAGGCUAGUGUUCUACUGGAUCAGUAUGACAGGUUUUUGCAGGAUACCAUAUUCUCCCCCGACGCGGAUGCAACCAGCCACGGCUCUGUUGGUAGCAGCUUGCUCUCAGUGACCCCAGCGAAAGAAGCACCUAUACCCGCGCCUGUGGAUCUGCUUCAUCAAUUUGUUGAAGUCAACGCUCUUAGGAUUCCUGACAAAAUUGCUUUCGAGUUUGCUUUCGGUGAGACUGCCGAUAGUCUCCAGAAGAGAACUUGGAGUUAUCGCCAGUUCAAUGAAUCUGGUAAUCAGAUUGCGCAUCUUCUUCAGAAGAAGGGUGCAGUUCCCGGUGGUAUUGUCGCUAUCUGUUUUGAUAAGUGCCCAGAAGCUUCGAUGGCCAUUUUGGGAAUUCUGAAGGCUGGCUGUGCUUACUUGGCUCUUGAUCCUGGGGCUCCUAUCUCUCGCAAACAGUUCAUGUUGGAGGACUCCGGGACUAAGGUUUUGCUUUCCAGUCUGUCCAAGAAGGACGAGUUAGAAAGACUCGAGGGCAUUGAUGUUCAAGCUCUUGACCAACCGAAUCUGUUCGAUGAAGUCCCAACUACCGAUGUCUCCCUUGCCAGACCAAUUAACCCAGAUGACACUUGUUAUUGUCUCUAUACUUCUGGCACGACUGGAACACCCAAAGGCUGUGAGAUCACACAUGACAAUGCCGUGCAGGCAAUGCUUGCUUUCCAGAGACUAUUCGCCGGUCACUGGGACGAAGAGUCGCGAUGGCUCCAAUUUGCUUCUUUCCAUUUUGACGUCAGUGUUCUAGAGCAGUACUGGAGCUGGAGUGUUGGAAUCUGCGUGACCUCUUGUCCUCGGGAUCUGCUCUUUGAGGAUCUACCGGGGACGAUCCAGAAGCUUCAGAUUACGCACAUCGAUCUCACGCCUAGUCUGGCCAGACUCGUUCAUCCAGAUGAAGUGCCUUCGCUCUGUCGUGGAGUCUUCAUCACUGGUGGUGAGGCGUUGAAGCAGGAGAUUCUCGAUGCUUGGGGCAAGCAUGGUGUGAUCUACAAUGGAUAUGGACCGACCGAGGUCACCAUCGGCUGCACUAUGCUUCCGCGAAUGUCUGCCAAUGACAAAGCCUCAAACAUUGGGCCCCAAUUCGAUAAUGUGGGAUCCUACGUGUUCAGUCCUGGUACGACGAUUCCCGUGCUACGUGGUGGAAUCGGUGAGCUCUGUGUUUCUGGUCCGCUUGUCGGAAAGGGAUACCUCAACAGGGCGGAGCUCACGAAAGAACGAUUCCAAGACCUUCCCGAGCUCGAAGAUCGGAUCUAUCGCACUGGCGAUCUUGUUCGAAUUCUGCAUGAUGGCAGUUUCCAAUUCCUUGGGCGCAUCGAUGACCAGGUCAAGCUUCGUGGACAGCGUCUUGAAAUUGGAGAGAUCAAUGAGGUGAUCAAGCAGGCGACACCGGAGUUGAAUGAGGUCGCUACCUUGGUCAUCACUCACCCUAAACAAGCCAAGGAUCAGCUUGUUUCUUUCUUCACGACAGUCGCAGAUAAAAAGUCCCGUGCUGAUGUUGCUGUUCGAUCUUCUGAAGAUGACCGUCUCCUGUUGUCGAAGAUCAAGGCCGCUUGCUCAACUCAUCUUCCUGGGUAUAUGGUGCCUACUCACAUCAUACCGAUGACUCGGUUCCCGCUGUCUGCAAACAACAAGGCUGAUAUGAAGGUCUUGAAGGCCAUUUAUCAGGAUCUCACUCUGGAUGAAAUCCAGAAGUUAGGUGCCUUGAGUGUUGACCAACCCACCGGCAGUGCCCAUGAAGAGAAAAUCGUGGAUAUUCUUACCAAGUUCAUUGGAUCGACUGAGAUGAUUUCACCGUCUUCCAGUAUCUAUGAGCUGGGUCUUGAUUCCAUCUCCGUUAUCGCUUUCUCGCGGAGUUUGAGAGAGGCUGGCUUCUCCCAGGCCCAGCCUUCUAUCAUCAUGAAGCAUCCCACCAUCGUGGCAAUGGCGUCUGCUCUUCAGAGUUCAACUUCUGGGUCUGUGGAGGCAAUUCAGCGAAACGCCAAGCAGGGAAUUGUAGCCUUUGCUCAUAAGAAUUCUCACGCUGUCAUUGAGCAUAUUGGCAUUUCCGAUAACGAGGCUGAGAAAAUUGCGCCUUGCACGCCACUUCAAGAGGGUAUCAUUUACCACUUCCUGUCCAGCACCACGCCUUUGUACUGUUCGUCUUUUACCUUUGAACUUGACAAGUCUAUCGACGUUGAGACUCUGCGGGGAGCCUGGGCGAAGACUCAGAAAGAAGUUCAAAUGCUGCGCGCCAAAUUCGCACCAUCUCCCGAUGGCUAUGCCCAAGCUGUGCUAAAGCAAGAUACACUUCCUUGGUUCUUUGAUACGGUAGAGAACCAGCAUGGUAUCGAUGGUGCGCGCAAACAACGGCAUGAAGCAUGGACUUCUCAGCUCGAUGGCCUCGCAGCCCAGCUCUGGGAAGUUGGUGUUAUCUCUUCCCCUGACCAGUCGGUGAUGUGUCUGAACAUAUUCCAUGCUCUUUACGAUGGAAACAGCUUGGUUCUUCUCCUUGAAUCUGUUGCUCGGAACUAUCUCGGCCAAAGCAAGGAUGCGCAGAAAGCUCCCGAAUUCCUUGAUGUUUUGCACCUCGGUCCUCUUUGCAAGGACCCUGCGGCGGAGAAAUUCUGGAAAGAACAUCUUGCAGGUUGCCAUGACCGGCCGUUCGCUGAGAACGGCACGGAGGAUACACCGAUCCUUCACAAGGCUCAGAUCAAAGGUACCGACCCGGUUGAUCACCUGCGCCGCUCUCUCAAUGUCACCGAACAAGCUGUACUCCACACAUGCUGGCUCCUAGCCCUUCAGCAGCAAUACUCAUUUGUGCCACCACUUGGUAUCAUUGCCUCGGGCAGGACCAUCGAUGUACCAGGAGUUGAAAACGUGAUCGGUCCUCUUUUCAACACGAUCCCAAGCAAUGUCCAGCUCCUUGGCUUGGAGUCCUGGGCCGAUGUCGCUCGUCGCUGCCAUGACUAUCAUGUAUCCAUGAUCCCCUUCCAGUACACUGCUCUACGAGAAAUUGUGAAAUGGCUCGGCAAGAGUCCCGACGAGCGACUUUUCAACACUUUGUUUGUCUUCCAAAGGGAAGAUGACCAUGCUGAGCCUUUGGCCAAGGAUCUCUGGCGGACUGUCAGCUCAGAGGCCGAGCAUGAGUACCCCCUUGCUUUUGAAGUUGUGCGCAAUGGCAAUCAAUCUUUGACUGUCACCCUUGCCGCCAAGGGCGAUGUGGUCUCUUUGGAGGAGACUCGACAACUGCUUUCGAAAUUCGAGACAAUUCUCUCACAGUUCGCUCAAGAUCCAGACAGAGCGUUGCCGAAGAUUGAUGGUGAUUACCAGCCUAUCACGAAUGGGGUGGAUGCUCAUGAGCCGAGACAUGUCAAUGGCGAGCACAUCAAUGGCGACCAAAUCAACGGCUCAUCAUUCGAAUGGACUCCUCAUGCUUUAACUAUUCGCAAUGUCAUUUCAACUCUUGCUGGUGUUGAAGUCGAGUCUAUUGGCGAGAAUACAUCUAUCUUCGAGGUCGGACUUGACAGCAUCGACGCAAUCAAGAUCUCAUCUCGACUCAGCAAAGCCGGAACCAAACUCCCAGUGAGUUCCAUCAUGCGCCACCGUACAGUGAAGGCCAUGAGCGCACAACUCUCAAUGGCAAAUGGCCAUGCUAAGAAUGGCGAUUCCUCCCUGCUCGAGAAACUGGAGAAGUCACUGGUCAAAUACCUGGAAAGCGAAGGCGCCCUUCCCACGGAUGCUACUCGGGUUCUACCAGCUACACCCAUUCAAGAAGCCAUGGUAGCAGAGAUGACUACUUCUGGAUAUGAGCAUUACUAUAAUCACGAGAUUCUCGAACUCGAGCCAGGUGUUGAUCUCGGAAGAAUGGAGGCAGCUUGGAGAGCGGUCAUCAGGGCUCACCCUAUUCUUCGGACUUCAUUUGUUGAGGUCUGGGAUCCUGAGAUUGCUGUUUCUUAUGCGCAGAUUGUUCAUAGUGAGGACCACAUUGACAUCCACACUGUGCACUUGCAUGGUGUUUCUGUGGAAUCCAUUAUCGAGACUCAAGUGUCAAAGGCCCGCAAUGGGCAAGUCGGCGGUCCCUUGCUCUCUGUGACUAUUGCAGUAGAUGGAGAUAAGCAUUACCUUGUCCUUUCAAUUGCACACGCUCUCUACGAUGGCUGGUCAAUCAACUUGCUUCAUGAGGAUGUUGCCAGGUCCUAUGCUGGCGACAACUGCGCCCGUCCAUCCUCCAACGAUAUUCUCGAGCAAAUCAUCUCGUCUUCGGGCGACGAAGCACUUCGGUACUGGCGCUCAACCCUAGCGAACUUCAAUCCAGCGCCCUUCUUGCCUAUGGAGCACUCUAGAGAGGGAUCAGCAGCUGUCCACCGUGCAGAAAAGGCAUUCUCCGUCCCGCUCUCCAACGCCGAGACCUUCUGCAAACGCCAUGGAAUUACCCUGCAAGCUCUUCUCGUCAGCUGCUGGUCUCUUGUUCUCGCCACGCAUGUCAGAAGACUGGACGUGGCCUUUGGACUGGUCCUUUCUGGGCGCAAUGUCGCCGACUCCGAGAAUGUGAUGUUCCCAACUAUGAAUACGGUAGCCAUGCGCAUUGUACUUCAUGGUACGCGUGUCGAGCUUGUCAAGUACGUGCAAGAGGCUCUGCUUGCAAUGUCGGAGCACCAGCAUUUCCCGCUCCGGCGUGCCAGGCCUGAUACCGGGUCUCAGGCUUUGUUUGAUACUUUGUUCAUGUAUCAGAAGCGACCGGUGGAUAAUCAGAGCGAGUCAUCUGCCUUGUACAAGUCUACCGGUGGCUCAGCAAGCGUUGAAUACCCUGUCUGUGCAGAGGUUGAAGGUGUUGGGGAGAAGCUCGUUGGCCGAGUGGCCGGUCGUGGAAAUUUUGUUGGAGGUGCGGAUACUCUUGUUCUUUUGGAUCAGAUGGGAGACAUUCUUUCGUCGAUCAUCCACGAUUCAUCUGAACAGACGGUGGAGUUCACCGAUGAUGGAGUGAAGGUUUGCGGAGGAUCUCCCUUUAAGGAAGAAACUGGACAAGACGUCGUGGCCGAUGGGCCACGAGAAACUCACCAAACAGAAUGGUCGCCCAUCGAGUCCAAGAUUCGCAAUGUUCUCUCCAUCGCUUCCGGAGUGUCGGAAGACUCCAUUGGAAAGAGCUCUACCAUCUUCGAGCUUGGUCUUGACAGUAUCAGUGCCAUCAAGGUUGCGGCACUGCUGAAGAAACAGUCUGUCAGGCUUGCCGUCAGCGACAUGCUUCGCGCUGGUUCAAUCGAGAAUAUGGCCACCGUAGCCAACAGCAGCCAGCCAGACUUCUCAGUUAUUGACAUAUCGAGCGUCCUCCGGGAUUCGCUGGGUGACAUCGAUGUUCAGCAGCUGAUUGAAUCGCAUGGUGUUGACGCACAGCAAGUAGUCAGGGCGUUCCCUACGACUGCAGGACAGACUUACUUCCUGGCGAUGCAUACAGUGAACCCCGAAGUGUUCUAUCCAGAGUUCUACUAUAUGUUGUCAGAGCAACUAAGCCCCGAGACACUUGACCACGCCUGGUCCCAGGUGGUGAAUCAAACCCCGAUGCUCCGCACCACAUUCCUCCGCACAGAGUCUCGGCUUUUGCCGUACAUCCAGGUGGAACUUGAGGCGGUGCACAUUCCAGUGAUCUGGCAUUCCAGAUUUGAUCCAGAUCUUGUUUCAAGCAGUCUCAAGCAAGAAUUUGGGGCUGUGCCAGCUGCACUGCAUGCUUGUCAAACGGCCAAGGGGACGGCGCUUGUCUUGCAAAUCCACCACGCACUGUACGAUGGGAUCAGUCUGCCCCAUAUCCUAGACAGACUAGUUUCGCACUGUCAUGCGGACGCGAUAUCCCCUCACUCGACCAUCAACUCCAACCUUGGUCUGUCGCAACUUGUGGCAUUCCAGCAUGUGCAUUCGCCCGUGCAUGUCCGACGCCAAUUCUGGCAAAAGUAUCUAGGCCCAACUCCAACGGCGCCUAAGAGCGAGGGUGGUUUCGGGGUGGUGCAGCACCACUACAGGCCAGGUUUGGUGCCAAACAUGGCCAGCAUCGAAAAGGUCGCUAAGCGCCAGGGUCUCAGCAUUCAGACCAUCUUCCUGGCCAUCUAUGCCCGGGUGCAUAUGCAACACUUUGCAUCUGAAACGGGAUAUGCAGGGUCACCCGGGCGGUUAAUUGUCGGACUGUACCUUGCCAAUCGAUCGCAUUCUCUAGAUGGACUGGCCGAAUCAGUCAUCCCGACCGUCAACAUCGUCCCAUUACGGUUGGACGACAAACUCAGCGAUUCCCCCACCACCCUCCUAGACGCCGCCCGACGGAUUCAAGCAGACAUCACCGAAAUCAGCCUCCCAGAGUACUCCAGCGUAUCACUCCUGGAAAUUGCCGAGUGGACCGGCCUCCAAAUCGACACCUGCGUCAAUUUCCUGCGACUCCCUGAGCAGGCACCUGGCAACGAGAAGCUUUCACUCACAUCCAUUCAACGCGAGGAGUUGGAAAAUCUUAGCGCGACAAUUCCCUCGGACAACCAAAGAUUUAAAAGCAAUGGUCUUACGCCACCCGGUGCGGAUCUUAGCGUCCCAACGGCCUUCUUGCCUACGAUCGACGUCGAAGCAGCUGUUCGCAAGGGCAGAUUGGAUUUCGGCCUCUUUGCUCCGUCCUGCAGACUUGCUCCGGAAAUUGCGGAUGCUGCAAUCGUCUCCAUGAAGCGGGAGAUGGAUACUCUAGUGACAGGCUUCGAAUUCAUGUAG